CAACUGAUAAGGCAAUGGGAUUUUAUAACCGACCUUGGUCAGCCUCCUGACUCCAGACCCUACAACCCCCUCACAGCUUGUGACAACUGCCCUGAACUGUAACUUUUAUAAUUUUCUACUGCCUACCUCAAACCUAUAAAACCAACUCAUCCCACUGCCCUGUGCUCUCUUUUCAGACUCAGCCCGCCUGCACCUCAGUGAAUAAACAGCAAUAUUUCUUACACAAAGCCUGUUCAGAGGGGGUCUUUUCAUUCAGAGUGCACAUUUAACAGUUUGUUUCUGUUGAAAAAUCGUACGAUACAGCACCAUAAAUUCUGCAUUCCUGCAUGGAACUGGAUGGAAUUACAUUGUAUGGACUUCUUUGAGAUAAGGUGGCGCCCCUCCGUCUACUCCCUUUCUUAUAUCAAGAGGGGAAAAACACGAAACUACCUCUACCCAAUCUGGUCACCAUACGCCUAUUACCUUUACUGUUACAAGUACCGGAUCACCCUCCGGGAGAAGAUGCUGCCUUGUUGUUAUAAAAGCAUCACUUAUAAGGAAGAGGAGGACCUGACACUCCAGCCCCGUUCCUGCCUCCAGUGCUCCGAGUCCCCAGUAGGCCUCCAGGUGGGCAAAAGCACCGAGCAGAGUAACUACAACCAGCUUAAAGAACUGUAUUCGGCUGGAAACUUGACGGUGCUAGCUACUGACCCCCUGCUCCACCAGGACCCAGUACAGUUAGACUUUCACUUCCGCCUCACUUCCCAGACCUCUGCUCAUUGGCACGGCCUUCUCUGUGACCAUCGACUCUUCCUGGAUAUCCCAUAUCGGGCCCUGGAUCAAGGCAACCGAGAAAGUUUGACUGCAACGCUGGAGUUCGUGGAAGAGAAGACAAAUGUGGACUCAGUGUUUGUGAACUUCCAGAAUGAUCGGAGCGACAGAGGUGCCCUGCUGCGGGCCUUCAGCUACAUGGGCUUUGAGGUGGUCAGACCAGGUCACCCUGCCCUCCCUCCCUGGGACAAUGUCAUCUUUAUGGUGUAUCCCCUUGAAAGGGAUGUUGGCCACCUGCCCAGUGAGCCUCCCUGAACAUGCUUAUUCCAACGCUUUGAGGGGCUGGAAGCCUUGACACAUGGGAAUCAGGGGCCUGGGAUGUGAUUCCGGACACCUUCCAUCCUAGGAAUAAAGGGCAGUGCAAUCA
Molecule: messenger RNA, 1177 nt
Organism: Sapajus apella (tufted capuchin)
Lineage: Eukaryota; Metazoa; Chordata; Mammalia; Primates; Cebidae
Gene: OAZ3
Product: ornithine decarboxylase antizyme 3
Biological process (GO): positive regulation of protein catabolic process
Cellular component (GO): cytoplasm; nucleus
Molecular function (GO): ornithine decarboxylase inhibitor activity
Source: RefSeq, a predicted model, not a curated record